This is a messenger RNA of Anisakis simplex (herring worm), 484 nucleotides long. Lineage: Eukaryota; Metazoa; Nematoda; Chromadorea; Rhabditida; Anisakidae. The record is from the annotation of a GenBank genome assembly.
AGAUAGUGGUGAGGUGGAGAAUGAAAAGAUACGUGAUUGUGCGUUGCAUUUGUUGAAUGUGAAGUUGAACCUGGACGUAUCAUUCAACAGCACUCAAAAUGGUAUCAGCAGUGAGCAUUUGAACGCAUUCGCUCAACAGCUGAAUCGUUGGAUUAAACCGGUGGAAAGUAAGCAUGAGGUUGUACUGUGUCAGAACGCAGCAUUCUCGUUGAAGCUGAUCGCAAAACGUAUUCCACCGAACGAUAGCGCACCUGCUCUAUCAUCAUCGAUUGCGUUGUGUACUGAACUUUUAGGGAAUUGGCGUAGUUUCGAUGAAGCGAUGGUUGGUAGCAUAUUGCUGCUAGCAGGUGAACUGGUUCGGCGACAGUCAACCAGGAAUACUCUUCAAUAUGUCAAUAAAUUAUGUGCGAUUUCGUUGGAUAUCUUAAUGGAGCAAUUGGAUAGCAGCGCAUCACAACAACAACAACAACACGUUGUAUCUCCG